This is a messenger RNA of Mollisia scopiformis, 1240 nucleotides long. RefSeq lists its product as uncharacterized. The record is from RefSeq and is a predicted model, not a curated record. The transcript has a single exon. The coding region runs from base 421 to 1170 and encodes 249 amino acids. NCBI's taxonomy places the organism in Eukaryota, Fungi, Ascomycota, Leotiomycetes, Helotiales, Mollisiaceae.
AGACCAACCUCGAGGUGACUGAUUUCAUCCUCAACAUGACACAACAAGGUCGAAACUUCACCAACACAGCCCUCACUGGAUACGCAACUGUCGAAGGAACAUACAAUAUCAGCACCGAAUUCUGUCAACCCAGCGAAGGCAACUUUACAGAUCCCACAGUCCAAGUCCUCACUCACGGAAUUGGUUUUGACAAGACGUAAGCUCCCAUCCUCCCCAUUUUUACUUCCAUUAACAUAAGCUAGAUACUGGGACCUCUCCUUCAACGACUACAACUACUCCUACAUCAACGUAGCAACCGAUACCUACAAAUACUGCACCCUCUCCUUCGACCGCCUCGGAAUCGGCAACUCCUCCCACGGCGAACCCCUCAACGAAAUCCAAUCCUUCCUAGAAGUAUCCGCCACCGUCGCCCUCACGCAGAUGCUCCGCAACGGCACCUUCCCCAACGUCCCGCACGCCUUCACCAAGGUCGUCCACAUCGGACACUCCUUCGGCUCAGCACAAACCUACUCUCUCGCCAACAUGUACCCCUCCCUCACCGACGGCAUCGUCCUGACCGGCUUCUCCAUGAACGCCUCUUUCCCGCCCUUCUUCCUCGCUGGCGGCAACUUCGUCCUCGCAAGCAAAAACCAGCCAUUGCGAUUCAGCAACUUCACCGGGGCCCAAAUCUCAUCUUUACUUUCAACCUACGCCGAACCGCUCCUCGACUACAUCACGCCCCUCAGCACCACCCUCAGCUCGCUCGCACCCCCACAAAUACUGCCCAACGGCUAUAUAAUCAACUCCAACGCCGAAGCGAACAAAUACCUCUUCCUCAAACCGCACUUCUACGACCCCGCCAUCCUGGUCCUCGCCGAAGCGAUCAAACAGCCCGUCACUUUGGGCGAGAUCCUCACCCUCGGUUCGCUGGCGAUGAAGAACGCGUUUACGGGGCCGGUGAUGGUUAUCACGGGCCAGAACGACCUGCCGUAUUGCGGCGGCGAUUGUUUGGACACAGGGGGGGCGGCGGCGAGUAUCCCGGCGCAGGUUGCGAUGAAUUUUCCCGUGGGGAAUUUUACGAGUUAUAUACAGCCGGAUAGUGGGCAUGGGAUUAAUUUGCAUUAUAACGCUACGGGGGCGUAUGCUGUUAUUAAUGAUUAUCUGAAUUCGAAGGGGUUGAUGAGUUCGUAGAUGUGGAAGAGGGAGAUUUGUAUAUAUGGAAGAUGUGGAAAAGAGGGAAUGAAUAGCUUGACAGAUAAUA